Messenger RNA from Carassius auratus (goldfish), 1354 nucleotides. Its product is annotated as myosin regulatory light chain 2, skeletal muscle isoform. Gene Ontology annotation, molecular function: calcium ion binding. Bases 645 to 1157 code for a protein of 170 amino acids. The transcript is spliced from 6 exons. NCBI's taxonomy places the organism in Eukaryota, Metazoa, Chordata, Actinopteri, Cypriniformes, Cyprinidae. The record is from RefSeq and is a predicted model, not a curated record.
AAAGUAAUAACUUUCAAGACUGAUAUAGGUAUUAGCAGCAUAUGUAAUUAUAUUUACAUUACUGUACUGUAUUUGCAAAGAAAAGGGCUUUCUUACUGGACACAUAAGAACGAGUCUCUAAUAAAAAGGCUCAAUAGUUUAGAUAUUUCAAAUAAGUGAAUAACACUAACUCACAAUCUCUUGUUUGGUCUUUAGUUACAUGAUAAAAUGAUUAGGAUAUUAAGCAGUUUUCAUCACUGAUAAUAAGAAAUGUUUCUCACUUUAACUGCUCAGUCUUAUAGGACAGAGUCAAUAAUUUGAAAAGAAACUGAACCCUUAAGUCAAGCCAGCAACAAUCUCUUGGGCUUGCCAUAUUUGUCCGUUAUUUAAACAAAACUAUUGCCAAAAUUACUGGAUUGAAUUCACCUCAUUCCAAGGCGUGCAAAUCCUAUUUCGGAUCAGGAAUGAAAAUUGACACCAUAGCACCCCAUAUACCUCCUCUCUUGUACUUUCACCAGCUCUCACUUUCCUAAACCUGAUGUUCAGGCUAAAGUUAGCAUAGACAGGCUGGUAUAUAAGACCCCAGAGGGGAACUACGAAGAUGUCAGUCACAUCAGUGUGGUGUAUACUUUCCAUCUUUUGACCAACUGCCGAAACUCUCAGAGAUGGCACCCAAGAAGGCAAAGAGGAGGCAGCAGGCAGAGGGUGGCAGUUCUAAUGUCUUCUCCAUGUUUGAACAGAGUCAGAUCCAGGAGUACAAGGAGGCUUUCACAAUCAUCGACCAGAACAGGGAUGGUAUUAUCAGCAAGGAUGAUCUGAGAGAUGUGCUGGCCUCCAUGGGUCAACUAAAUGUGAAAAACGAGGAGCUGGAAGCUAUGGUCAAAGAGGCCAGUGGCCCCAUCAACUUCACUGUCUUCCUCACCAUGUUUGGUGAGAAGUUGAAGGGUGCUGAUCCUGAGGAUGUUAUCUUGAGUGCUUUCAAAGUCCUGGACCCUGAGGCUACAGGCACCAUCAAGAAGGAAUUCCUUGAGGAACUCCUGACCACCCAGUGUGACAGGUUUACUGCUGAGGAGAUGAAAAAUCUUUGGGCUGCCUUUCCCCCAGAUGUGGCUGGCAAUGUAGACUACAAGAACAUCUGCUAUGUCAUCACACAUGGAGAGGAGAAAGAGGAAGAAUAAUCUCAGUCCAUCAACCAUCUAUCUUCCUUCUCUCAUUACGACAUCUUUUUUUUUUUUUUUUUCAGCGUCCCCAUGGUCUAUUUGUCCUCUCAAACAAAGACAUGUCUAAACAGGUCUGUUAGAAUUUGGGAUGUCUGAAUGUGAUUCACAUGGAACAAAUGUGAUUAUUUUCAAUAAAAUCAUCUAAAAUCACAAAA